AGUCGUGCCAACGUCGUGUUGACAAGUCGGGAACACAACAAGCUUGCUUCCAAAUCAUUCAUACUUUCAUCUUUUUAUAUCUAAAGAUCCUCCUCAGAUCUUGAACCACAUUCUAAACAAAGCAAAUCAAACACAGAAACACAAAGAUACGCUGCUCAAAAGACUUAGGAUAAUCAACUUUUGUUGUGAUAGGUUAAUACUUAUGUCUAUGGGAAAGAAACAUGAUCUUAGCAUCAACUCUCUGAGUUAUCAUUCCACGGAAGACGAAGAAGACAAAAGCUGCAAGAACAGUCUCUUCUUUGGAUUGUUCGAUGACUCUGAAUCCACGAGGCUAAGAAGUGGAAGCAUGAAGAGACAAUACAGCGACAUGGGAGAUAUCUACCACAGAGUUUACGAAGAACGUCAUGAUGAUGAUGUUGACUAUGGUGAGGAAGAUGAAGGAUCGAAGAUGGACAUGAGAGUCUUGAUGUUGUUAGAGUAUAUGAGAGAGCUUUACGUGGGACAGCUUCAUCUUCUGAAGAAGAUGUUUCCAGGUGGAGCUAAAGAUGAGUUUCUUGGUUUCUUUAACAAACUCGGAGAAGCUAUGUCACAGUUCAAGAAAGAUUCUCGUCCUCUUACAAAGUCAAAUACUAUGCAGAGGAGUCUAAGUGUCAAUUUGGGAGAGUUAAGAGAUAAAAGGUUUAAAGUUACCACGGUUGAAGCCGGAGGUGCUCCAGCCGGUGGAGCUGGUGGUGCUGGUGGAGGAACUAGUGGUGCUGCUGGAGGAGGUAAAGUUGGCUCGGCAGCUGGUCAAGGCCAGACCAAGAAAUAGUCAGGGUUUGUGACAUGUGUGCAUGGAUGAUCAAAUCUAAUGACGUUUCAGGUGUUUUAUAUUACACAAGACGUUACUCUAUGCUAAAAGGAAUGAUAUUUUUUUUCUUUGUUGUUUGAUGAUUCUCAUAUUCUUUUAUGUUAUUUCUGUUAAUAAGAAAAGCUUUGGCUUUUUGUUUGUGUGCAAUUACUUAGUAAAAUGAAAAUUUUAAUUCAAGUCAA
Molecule: messenger RNA, 1032 nt
Organism: Raphanus sativus (radish)
Lineage: Eukaryota; Viridiplantae; Streptophyta; Magnoliopsida; Brassicales; Brassicaceae
Exons: 1
Coding region: 203-811 (202 amino acids)
Source: RefSeq, a predicted model, not a curated record